AUGGCGGCGGCGACCUCCCCGUUGCCGCGCGACAAGCGCCUGGUGUGCGUGGAGUACCCCGGCGUGGUGCGGGACGAGGGCAAGAUGCUGCUGACUCUGGGGGGCGAAGAAGGAGUCUCUCGGAUCUAUGCUGACCCUAGCAGAAGGCUGGAACUCUACUUCCGCCCCAAGGACCCCUACUGCCACCCUGUGUGUGCGAACCGCUUUCCUACGUCUUCCAUGCUGCUUAAAGUGAAAAGGACCACAAGGAGGAAGCGAACAGAAGCGGGAGAGUCUGAGGAGGACGUCAAGUUUGACGUAGAGAUUCUUGGGAUUGUUACCACAGUCUAUAAGUUUCAAGGGAUGUCCGAUUUCCAGUAUUUGGCAGUGCACUCUGGACCCGAAGGCAAGCACACCUCCAUGUAUGACAAAGUGUUGAUGCUCAAGCCGGAGAAAGAGGAAUUCUUCAUGAGUGACCUGCCCCUCUACAUCCCUCCGCCCAUUUUCUCACGCUUGGACAAUCCUAUGGAUUACCACUACCGGCCAGAAAUACAGCAUAGGGAGGGAUAUCAUAACCCCCCAGUGUCUAGUGAGAACCUGAUAGGACUCAGCCGGGCCCGUCGGCCCCACAACGCCGUCUUUGUCACCUUUGAGGAUGAAGAGAUCCCUGUAAAGCCGCUGGGUGCAGCUGAGCAGACCUGGAAGAAAGUUUGCAGCAAUGCUGUUGAUCACAAAGCAGAAGAAGAACUGAGAAAACUUUUUGAGGUCCGUCCUGUCUGGUCUCGCAAUGCUGUGAAGGCCAAUAUUAGCAUUCAUCCAGACAAACUGAAGUUUCUUCUGCCCUACUUAGCUUACUACAUGCUAACAGGUCCCUGGAGGAGCAUGUGGGUCCGCUUUGGUUAUGAUCCCAGGAAACAUCCAGAAGCAAAGAUCUACCAGGUCCUGGAUUUCAGAAUUCGCUGCGGAAUGAAAUAUGGAUAUGCUCCGAACGACAUGCCGGUAAAAGCGAAGCGCAGCACGUACAACUACAGCCUGCCCAUCACUCUGAAAAAGCCAGCAAGUCACACGGUCGGCAUCCAGGACCUGAAGCAAGGGCUGAGCACGUCUGGGACCCCCAGCCCAAGAAAGCCAGCGUUUAGCAAGUACAAACUGAAGGAUUCGAUCUACAUCUUCCGAGAAGGGUCCCUGCCCCCCUAUCGACAGAUGUUCUAUCAGCUCUGUGACUUGAACGUGGAAUGCUUGCAGAAGAUCAUCCACAGGAACGACGGCAUGGAGUCAGUGUGCACCGAGCGGGACGGAUGGUGCCUUCCUAAGACCAGCGAUGACCUCAGGGACACCAUGUCUCUCAUGAUCAAGCAGAUCAUCCGCUCCAAAAGGCCUGCCCUGUUCACAAGCGCGUCGAAUGCAGAAGAGGGCAAAGAGCAGCUAACCUUUGAGUCUGGGGAGGAAGAGGAGGAGGAGGAAGAGGAGGAGGAUGAAUUCAAGCCCUCUGAUGGGAGUGAAAAUGAAAUGGAAACAGAGAUUCUGGACUACGUGUAAU
Messenger RNA from Euleptes europaea (tarantolino), 1519 nucleotides. It is a transcript of the gene GTF3C5, whose product is annotated as general transcription factor IIIC subunit 5. The record is from RefSeq and is a predicted model, not a curated record. Gene Ontology annotation, biological process: transcription initiation at RNA polymerase III promoter. The transcript is spliced from 11 exons. The coding region runs from base 1 to 1518 and encodes 505 amino acids. Gene Ontology annotation, cellular component: transcription factor TFIIIC complex. Lineage: Eukaryota; Metazoa; Chordata; Lepidosauria; Squamata; Sphaerodactylidae.